Molecule: messenger RNA, 3387 nt
Organism: Spea bombifrons (plains spadefoot toad)
Lineage: Eukaryota; Metazoa; Chordata; Amphibia; Anura; Pelobatidae
Gene: TTC34
Product: tetratricopeptide repeat domain 34
Exons: 8
Coding region: 159-3353 (1064 amino acids)
Molecular function (GO): protein binding
Source: RefSeq, a predicted model, not a curated record
CACCCACCGUCAAUAAAUAGGGCCAGAGAAGGAAUCGAAUGAAGAUAUGGAGGUUCUUUUAUGACCGGCUUGGAGGAUUAUUCCACAUACCCAUUUAGAAGACACAGUUAGGAUGAAGAUGCAGCUCCAUACAUGACGGUAAUUUAGAAGCAAGAGAGAUGUCUAAUCAGGAUGUCCCGGGGCGAUUGUGCCAAGAGGCUUACCAGCACAUCCUUAAAGAGGAACCAUCUCUAGCGGCCGCAUUUUAUAUGGCUGCAUUUAGCUGUAACGCGCCUACUGCAAUACAAAGAGCUAAAGCGCUAGCCGGUGGACAAUUCCAGCAAGUAAUAGCUACCCUGGAGAGCUGGUGCUUCGGAGAGAGCGAAAUACCCAAAAUCCGCUGUGAUGGAAUGGCCAUUGUAUCUCUCACCCCCGGCAUCGCGGCUGUUUUUCUUUCUACGCUGUGUCCAAAUAAUUUCGCUGCCUCGCUGUUCAAAAUGAGCACAUUCCUUAAAAGCGGGCGUUAUGAAGACGUGGUGAACAGAUGCAACUCUUUAUUAAAUACCCACCCGCAAUAUAGGCUUGAAAUAUUGCUUACCAGAGCCUUGGCCUUGGUUUUGUCCCAAACAAACACGCAAAACGGUGUACAAGAUUACAUCCAAGCCUUCACAAAACACAAAGAUAAAACACAGGAGUUUAUCAGAACAAAACAAAGGGAAUACCUUCCUCACCUAAUCAACUCAUUUAAUAACUAUAUUUGUGUUUACCAGAACGAUACUAAUAAUGGAUGUACGGAUUCCAUGCUUCAAGACUGUUACAAUUUUUUGUCAGCCUUGGCUCCCGAUGACGUCCAGAUAUGCAAGACGCAAGCCGCGUAUUUGUUUGAGAAAUGCAAGUUCGAAGAAUGCAUAGCUGUGUAUUCCAGGGCCAUCGAGACGCUAUCUCUGGAAACAAGAAUCAAAGAAGAGAAGAUUUCUUGUCUGCUGGUUGACAGGGCAGCCGCGUAUUACUCUUUAGGCUGUCGGACAAAAGAAAUGGUGCAGGACCUAUCGGAAGCGUUUAAAGUCAGCCUAAGUCACGCAAGGAAACGAUUCCACGACAUUUUCUCCGCCGAUGAUGUAGCCAGAGUUAUCGAACGUUCCAAGUCAUACAUAGAGAUGGAGUUCGGAGAUUACAGGGAAACGGUACGGACUCGAACUGAGUUAAGAUCUGAUACUGGAGCAGAACUUCUUUUCCCAAUAGUGCAAACUCUUGAGUUUUUGAUUCAAUGCUGUCCAAGCAACAGACGUGAAAUGAAUGUCCGUCUUGCAGAUUGCAAACUCCUGUCAGGAGAUUUCCGGGCUUGUCUGGACAUCUGCAAUCAUCUACUUGAUUCGGAAAAAAAGACGUAUCAGAACACCUUGUUAGUUUUGCGAGGUUUUUGCCACUUUCACAAUAAUGAGCACCAGGAAGCCCUGAAAGACUUCCAGAGGAUUGUAGAAGAUGAGUCUCCUCACCCUUCCAGUUGCGUAAAAGCCCUCUGUGGAAGAGGCCUCAUUCGUAUGAUCAGUGGUAGCCCCUACUUGACUGCCUUGGACUAUAUUACAGCCUGUAAGCUUAAACUGGACGAGACCCUUCUCACAAUUAAGUCUUACGUGCCUUGGAAUCAAAGAGGUCUGCUUUAUAAGGUGCUGCAAGAAGAAGGACAGAAGAUGUUGCACAGGAAGUCACCCAAUCCAAAUGAUAAUGAAAAUAAGAAGAAGCAAAACAAGCAGGAUGGUCCUUCAUCUAAAGAAUGUGAUGUUUCAGGUGUUCACCAGCUGGCCACACUCCUGAUGAUGCUUGACCCCUCCGAUGAUGUGUGUCGGAUCCUCUGCACAGAUGCUCUCUACCAGCUCGACCGAAUAGAUGAAGCUCACAAGAUGUUAUCUUUAGCUCUCAACAGCAGUACCCAAAGAUCUCCGGUUCUUGCUAGACUUGCACUGCUACAGUUCAAGAAAGGCUUUAUUUAUGAUGGCAACCAGCUGAUUAAAAAGGUGAUACAGAUAGGUGACACCUCCUGCCUUCUACCCAUCAUGGAUGUAUUUAAAGAAGAAGACAGAAAAUUAAUGCAAGAUCACUGCCAUUCGAAGGCUCUGUCCGUUUUACAGAACAGGGAAGGAGAAACGUACAUCAAAGAGGCAAUAGCAUACUUUUCAUUUGCAAUCAUUGCAUCAGGUGGACAUGCCAAAGAUUCGUUGCUUGCCAGGGCUAGGUGCUAUGGUCAGCUUGGACAGAAAAAAACGGCUAUUUUUGAUUUCAACGCAGUCCUAAAAGAUGAUCCUCGUGAUGUAGAGGCUCUCAGUGGAAAAGCGUUCAUGCAUAUGUCUCUCCGACAGCAGAAGGAAGCCGUGCAUGAUCUUUGCCUUGCAGUCAAGGUGGAUACAAGCUACGUAAUCCGAGAGGCUCAGACUCUGAAGCCAGAGGCACAACUUUUGGUCACAGAAUGGUUACAUGACCACUGUCGGACAUCAUUAGCAGAACUUCUUACUGUAAAUGCAGAGCUCCUAAGUGAUCCAGCCUUUGGUGACCUAGAGAAGAUUUCACAAUGUCUUACAGAGAUAGACAACACAAACGCAAAUGUCCACAUUUUGUAUACGGAUAUCCUUAUUGGGAAAGAAAAAUAUGAAGAGGCCUUUAUGCACCUGAAGAAGUCGUUCAGUAACAGCGCAAUUGAUGAAUCUGCUAAAGCUCGAUAUGGAGUUCUCCACGUCAAAUAUCGGAACGUCCUGGCAGCAGCUCAGGAGCUCUGCCCAUUGGCUGGAAAAUCCCCAAGUGACGUCGAAAUUCUAGUAAAAUUUUUAGACAAAAGACAGAGACAAAGCCUAUCGCAGGUUGCAGGACAAGAGGGGAAUUCCUUAUCUCAAGAAAACCAGCACGGAAAAGCAUUGAAUUAUUUUUCACUUGCCGUUAUUGCAAGCAAUAAUAACCCGAAAUACCUACGCCAGCGAGCUUCUUGUCUCUCCCAUCUUGGGGAUUAUAAGAGUGCUUUGAUAGAUAUGGACAAAGCAAUACAGAGACAUGGUUCCAAUGAUCUACAGGUUCAGGUGGAAGACUACUGCUCUAAGGGUUAUGUUUUGCUCUUAAUAUCCGAGGAGGACACAGCAGUCAGACAGUAUAUGAAGGCUCUCAGUCUAGAUAACACAUUUGCUUUGGCGUGCAUUAGUAAUACGCCUGGAAAAUGUAAGCUAUCCCAGAUUUUCACUCAAAUAGCACACAAAUAUUUUGAGCAACGCUCGUUCGAAGAAUCUUGGAAAAUUACCGACUGUGGUCUUCUUAUUGAUGAAAAUAACCAUGAACUGAAAAGGCUAAAGGCUCGAAUUAAAAGGGAAGCAUCUGGAUGUAUCGUUCACUGAUUUAGCCCUCAUGUUACAUGGACUUCAUUGUAGU